CAAUGCGUUUACGUUCAUUCCUUCAUUGUUCGUGGUUUCUAACUAAGUAACCAACGUCGAAGCUCUCUCUCUCUUUCCGAUAUUUCAAUGGCGAGUCUCAAAUCUCACUUCUUCGCUACUCUACUACCUCUUCUUCUUCUACUUCACUUCCCCACCGUCUCUUUUGCUCAGACGCUCUUCGUGUUCGGUGAUAGCCUUUACGACGCCGGAAACAAACAGUUUCUCUCUCAGAACAGAGUUGACGCAAGUUUUCCUCCUUAUGGAGUCACCGUAGGACAAGCCACGGGACGGUGGUCCGAUGGUUCUAUCGUUCCGGAUUAUCUUGCUGAUUUCAUGGGAAUUCCUCAUAUCUCUCCGAUUCUCCAAACCACGGCGGAUUUUUCUCACGGAGCUAAUUUCGCUGUCGCUGACGCCACCGUUCUCGGCUCUCCUCCGGAGACGAUGACUCUGUCACAACAAGUGAGCAAAUUUUUGGAAAACAAGAACAAAUGGACAAAUCAAACAUGCUCUGAAGCUAUCUACUUGUUCUACAUUGGGUCUGAUGAUUACUUGAACUAUGCUAAGAAUAAUUCAAGUCCCUCAGAUGAUGAGAAACAAGCUUUUGUGGAUCAAGUCAUCACUACCAUAGAUUCACAAAUUAAGGCGGUUUAUGGAGCUGGAGGGAGGAAAUUUGCGUUGCAGAACUUGCCACCGUUGGGUUGCUUACCAGUCGUGAAACAAGCAAGCGGAGAUGUUCAAGAAUGCGUGAAACUGCCUUCUGAAAUGGCAACUUUACAUAACAAUAACCUGUUGCAGCUCAUGGUUAAACUCUCACGAGAACUCAAUGGUUUCCAAUACUCGUUUUACGACUUCUUCAGCUCGGUCCAAAACAGAGUUAUCAAGUCUAAGACUUACACAUUCGAGACAGGGAUCGCUGCUUGUUGUGGAACUGGAUCUCUCAAUGGGACAGGUUGCUCGGUCGACAAUGUAUGCACCAAGCCUGAAGAAUACAUCUUCUUUGACGGGAAGCAUUUGACGCAAGAAGCCAACCUUCAUGUCGGGCAUUUAAUGUGGGGAGCAGAUCCGGAAGUGGUUGGACCGAACAAUCUCAGGGAGCUUAUGGUCCUUCCUCUGGACAUUACAGUCAUCUUAGCUAAUAUACAAGAAGCUAUGGCUGCCAUGAGACCUAGACAGAGAAAAAUUGAGAGUCUUUAUGAUAUCAAGAAGAUGGAAUCAGAGAUGGAGAAUCAUUGGCUUUAUCAGUUUAACGAAGCUAGCUCUUUCAUGAUAUAAGAUUGUGGUUACGAUAAAAACUAAAACAUCCCUUUUUUUUAUGUUCUUAAUCAAUGAUAAACUAGACAAGCUAAUAAACUAAUGAUAAUACUCACAUCACAACAAUCAUCUGUUCUUAAUUAAAAAGGAACUAGACAAGGAAACUGAAACAUCUAAUUUAUUGAAACAACCGCUUUACAAAAGGAACAAGAAUCCUUAAAAGAUAGAUCCAAACUUGUGGUUGUGGACAUGGACCAGAAAACAUGAGACAGAACAGAGUCCUUACAGAUCCAAAAAAACAACAAACUACAAACUAGAUAGGACACAAAAAAAAAAACACGAAGAAGGAAACCA
This is a messenger RNA of Camelina sativa (false flax), 1605 nucleotides long. RefSeq names its product inactive GDSL esterase/lipase-like protein 25. The record is from RefSeq and is a predicted model, not a curated record. Lineage: Eukaryota; Viridiplantae; Streptophyta; Magnoliopsida; Brassicales; Brassicaceae. Gene Ontology annotation, molecular function: lipase activity. Gene Ontology annotation, biological process: endoplasmic reticulum organization; lipid metabolic process.